This is a messenger RNA of Struthio camelus australis, 3784 nucleotides long. Lineage: Eukaryota; Metazoa; Chordata; Aves; Struthioniformes; Struthionidae. The record is from RefSeq and is a predicted model, not a curated record.
AUGUACGACAGCAAGGAGCUUCACAGCUUGACCACCCGUUGGUUGAAUAACUAUUUCCUGACGUUAACUUUGAACCUGGCUACGACUACCUUCUUACGGUGCCCCUUUGCUCUUAUGUUGGAAGAGGCAAUGAUUACCGCUUGGUCCAAGACAACUGAUAUAAAUUUAUCCAAUUCCUUAAAUGGUUUGAGCUGGAUGGGAAUUCUGGAUGCAAGAGUGGGCAGUGGUAUCCAGAGUCUUCAAAACUUCAAUUCAAGGGCCCCAAGAUCUCUCUCAUUGCCUGAGUAUGGGCCUAGCCAACACUCCAGUGCUUUAGAAGAUUGUCAUAGCCUUAAAUCUGUGGAUUCUGGUAUUCCAACUCUAGAAAUAGGAAAUCCAGAGCCUGUUCAUUGCCGCGUGUUAAAUGUGAAGAGAAAGCAGUCGGAACCUGAAAUUGUGCCUGACAGAGCUUUUCAGAGUGCAUGCGCACUGCCAUCUUAUGUGCCUCCACGUUCUCUGACUUCCGAACACGACCACCCUGUGCGAAAAUCCUCAACUUUUCCAAGAACUGGGUAUGACACCGUCAAACUUUAUAGUCCAACUGCCAAAGCUCUGAAUCGAAGUGAUGAUAUCUCAGUCUGCAGUGUUUCUAGUCUUAGCACAGAACUGUCAACAACUUUAUCAGUUAGCAAUGAAGACAUUUUGGACUUUGUGGUCACAAGCAGUUCAAGUGCAAUUGUGACUCUCGAGACUGAUGAAGCGCACUUCUCAGAUGUUACCCUGAAUUCUACUAAAGAGACCAAUGAUCAAAGCCAGCAGGAGCGUUGUCAAGAGACAGAUGUGGACAGUAAACCAAAAAUAUUGGGACCUUUUACUAACUUCUUUGCCAGGAACUUGUUUACCAGAAAGCAAAAUGCAAGAUUUGAAAAACAAAAUGAUGUGGGAUGGAAGUUGUUCGGAAAAGUACCCCUCAGAGAAAACUCACAGAAAGAUCCAAAGAAGAUGCAAAAGGAAUAUGAAGAAAAAACUGGGCGAGGUCACAGGCCGCUUUCUCCCAAACAGAACGUGAGGAAGAAUCUUGAUUUUGAACCACUCUCCACUACAGCACUUAUUUUAGAGGACAGACCAGCGAACCUCCCUGCAAAACCAGCUGAAGAAGCUCAGAAACAUAGACAACAGUACGAAGAAAUGGUGGUUCAAGCCAAAAAAAGAGAACUUAAAGAAGCCCAGAAGAGAAAGAAACAACUGGAAGAACGCUGCAAACUGGAAGACAGCAUUGGCAAUGCUGUUUUAACUUGGAACAAUGAAAUCUUGCCCAACUGGGAAACUAUGUGGUGUUCCCGUAAAGUUCGAGAGUUAUGGUGGCAAGGCAUUCCACCAAGCGUGAGGGGCAAAGUCUGGAGCUUGGCAAUUGGCAACGAGUUAAACAUCACCCACGAACUCUAUGAUAUUUGCUUGGCUCGUGCCAAAGAGAAAUGGCGAUCACUUAGCACGGCAGGGGCUGAAGUAGAAUGUGAAGAUGCUGGGUUUUCUGCAGCUGACAGAGAAGCAAGCUUGGAGUUAAUAAAACUGGAUAUCUCAAGAACGUUUCCUAAUCUCUGUAUUUUCCAGCAGGGUGGUCCUUACCAUGACAUGUUGCACAGUAUUUUAGGAGCCUAUACUUGUUACAGACCUGAUGUAGGCUAUGUACAGGGCAUGUCAUUCAUAGCAGCAGUAUUGAUCUUGAACUUGGAUACUGCAGAUGCCUUCAUCGCUUUUUCUAACCUUUUAAAUAAACCCUGUCAGAUGGCGUUUUUCCGUGUGGACCAUGGCCUUAUGUUGACUUACUUUGCUGCAUUUGAGGUAUUCUUUGAAGAAAAUCUGCCAAAGUUAUUUGCUCACUUCAAAAAAAAUAACCUGACUCCAGACAUCUAUCUUAUUGAUUGGAUAUUCACAUUGUACAGCAAAUCUUUGCCACUGGACUUGGCAUGUCGUGUCUGGGAUGUGUUCUGCCGUGAUGGAGAAGAAUUCUUAUUCCGUACAGCCUUGGGAAUAUUGAAACUUUUUGAAGAUAUUUUGACCAAAAUGGACUUCAUUCAUAUAGCCCAGUUUCUAACGAAGCUUCCGGAAGACCUGCCUUCAGAAGAAUUCUUCACGUCCAUUGCUGCCAUUCAGAUGCAAAGUAGAAACAAAAAAUGGGCUCAGAUACUGGCUGCUCUGCAGAAAGAUAACCGGGAAAUGGAAAAAGGAAGUCCUUCGCUCAAACGUUAGAACUGUGGUUACCUCAAGUGACUCACCAGAGAAAGAGCUAAAGUGGCAAAAGUAUUGAGUACGGUUUGACAUAUAUGAGCCUGCAAAUCAAAGUGUUAUUUCAUGGUUUUGUUUAGCAGUAGGAUAGCCUUAAAAGGGAGAGAGGGAGGAAAAAGGAAACCUAGGCUUAGCCUUAAACUGCUAGUAGAAUGAGCAUUUGCAGUGGACGGCAUCACAUUCUGUACUUCUGAUGAGAGCAAGUGAAACAAAACGAUAUUAAUUUUUUUAGGUUUUUUUCCUAUCAUGUUUUAAAAUAUUGGGCAUUCAGUAAUGUUGACUGCUUUGAAAACUAUUCCCCAGUUUAAUUCUUAGGCAGGAUAUAUUUCCCAUACCCAUAAGAAUCAUUGAAUCUGGAUUUUAAAUAGCUGGUGCUGAAGUUUAUAGUUAAAUGAUGUUAAGGACCAUUUGUUUAGAAAAGCUUCUUGGGUUUUUUGUUUUUUAUAGCCUGUAUGUCCUAUUUACCAAAGAAAUCACAUACAUAUAGAACUACAUUCCAUUCCUUAACAACAAAAAAGUAGUAGAAAAUAAACUUGGAAGAGAAAUCACGCUAGCACUAGUGCAAAGCACUUUUUUUUUUUUUUUUUCUUUCCCCAAGCUGCCUUGCAAAUCUCUGUUUCCAAUCUGAAUGUAUAGGGAAAAUGUUCCAUUCAUCCAGUUAGAUUCCAAACUUGCCAGGAGGGUUUCUAGUAUUAAGCUGCCACUAUGUCCCGAUUUUACUCGUGCUUUCCUCUGUGUAAAAACGGGUCAUAUACUACUAAACGUAUGCUUCCCUCUAUCUCUCUUCUGGGGCAGUGCCAUUUCAGGGUGCUUUGGCCUGCCCAGCUACUUAUUCCUAUGCCAUCUGGCAUUCCAGGGCCAUAACUGGAGAGUUAUGCUAAUAAAAUUUUUUGUAGGCUGAACAAACAAACCCGAAAAACAGUUAGAAACAAUUUUUAUAGUUACAUUUAACCCAGCUGUGCUCUGGCAAAACUGAGGAGGCUGGUAUAUGGAGAAUUUACGUAGGCCUACUUUGCUGCUGAAAAGAACGGUUAUGUCGGAACUUUUUAAGCUGCUGUUACCACAGGAAAAGGGUACGUGCAGCUGAACUCUGUUAGUGACAGGAGAGAGAAUUUUGUCGAGGAAUGUGUCAGACAGAUACUAGCAGGAUAAGUAAAAGCUGUCAUUUCCUAGUUCCUUUUUAGGGUAGUUGUUUUGUCCAGCCUGUAAUACGUGUGAGCAAGUUAGAGACAGCAAACUGCAGUUGCGUAUUUGUUGCACAGCUUAAGUUCUCUCUGCAUUCAGCUGAAUGUCUGUGUGUAAAUCAUGAGUGCCUGUGAUUUACAAGGAUGUUUAUUGCAUAACGUAUAGAGUAAAAUCUAUUUUAUGAAUGACUGUCACUGAAAAGGGAAACUAACUGAAGCAAUAUGUGUAUUUAGCCGUAAACGGGAAUUACUAAAUCCUCUAGCUCUACAGUCUUAUGUUUCCCAUUACUCUUCAGUCUGUUUUAUGCUGUUUUGGCAUUGUCUGAAGUACAAAU